AAUCCCUUAAAAAAACAUUCUCAGUGUGUCAUGGUAAUUUGAUAAUGUUAUUACGGUAUUUUUUGCGAUUUCUAUGUACUAUACUACAGUAUUUUACGAGGUUUAACUUAAUAAAAUGAUAGUUUGUUAACUUUGACGAAAGUGGCAUACGUUUCAUAUGAUUCUUUCACAAGUUUAAAAAUAAAGCAGUAUCGUUCGAAGCGUAAGAUUUUAAGGUCUUUCAAUGAAAACAAAUUUAAUUUUGUUGAAAAGUUUUUCUCUUAUUAGACAUAGAUACAACAUGGAUCCUACAAGUAUGAAAAACCUUAUUAAAAUAUGCAUACCACCUCUGGAUAAAAGUAGUCAUAAAGGGCAAGCCGGAAGAAUAGGGGUAAUUGGUGGUUCUUUAGAAUAUACUGGUGCACCUUAUUUUGCGGGGAUUAGCUCACUCAAAGUAGGUGCAGACUUGGCACAUAUAUUUUGUUCUUCAGUUGCUUCUGCAGUAAUUAAAUCAUAUAGCCCAGAAUUAAUAGUGCAUCCACUACUAGAUAAGCAAGAUGCUGUUGAGGAAAUAUUACCAUGGUUUGACAGACUCCAUUCUAUAGUUAUUGGCCCUGGAUUAGGAAGAGAUUGGCAAACAUUUGAUAUAAUAGCAAAAUUAAUAGAAGUCAUCAAGCAAAAGAAAAUACCCAUUAUCAUUGAUGCUGAUGGUUUGUUUUUAAUAACAGAAAAACCAAACUUAAUUAAAGAUUUUGAUUCACCAGUAAUAUUAACCCCUAACAAAAUAGAAUUUGAACGACUAAGUAAUAAAAUAGAUGUACAGACAAUGGGGAAAAAUGUUACUAUAUUAAAAAAAGGGCCCAAUGAUGAAUUAAUAAGUCCAUUUCCUGAGUUCACUUGGUCAUUGGAGACUGGGGGAUCUGGACGGAGGUGUGGAGGACAGGGUGAUUUAUUAUCUGGAACUAUAGCUACAUUCAUGCAUUGGACUCUCGCUAAUAUUGAUAAAAUUAAAAUACCAGAUAUAUCUAAUAAUAAAAUGUUAGCAGCUUCUUUGUCUUGUUAUGCUGCAUGUAUUUUAGUAAGAAAGUGCAAUGAAAAGGCUUUUAAAUUAAAAGGUCGAAGUAUGUUAGCUACUGAUAUGAUAGAAUUUAUACAUGAUGCUUUUGAAGAAUUAUAUGACCAGUAAUGUUUAGUUUCUAUAAGGAUAGUGAUUGUGAAAUAAUGGUUUAAUGAAAUUAUCAUGUAUGUAUAUAUUAAUAAUGUAUAAUAUGUAAUGUUUUUUACUCAAAUUAACUAAAUUAUGUGCUGUGUUUAAAAAGCAGAAGAGUUAUGAAGUAAUAUGUUAGUUGAUAUUUUAUAACAUCUAAUAUCUGUUACCUUUGCAUCUAAAACUGGGUCAUCAAAAAAACCUUCUGGUAUUGGUACAUCACUUGCAGGUUCCUCUUUUUCUUUUUGAUCUGUAGUCUGUACAGGUUCAUUAACUGAAACAUAAUACUAUGAUAUACUGUUGGCUAUCAUCUCACUCUGAGAAUCAUUUUUAGAAAUUAUAUUUCUAAAGAGAAGACUUAUGUCUGUGGUUUGCACUACAGAGAAGUACCCAAUGAUAUGCAGGCGAAGUAAAAUGUCCCUUAGAAAUAAGGUGACACUCUACAAAACUUGCAUACGCCCCGUCACUACCUAUGCAAGUGUAGUGUUCGCUCACGCGGCCCGCACUAACUUAAAAUCAUUCCAAAUCAUUCAAUCCCGUUUUUGCAGGAUAGCGGUUGAAGCUCUGUGGUUCGUCAGGAACGUUGAAUUCCAUAACGACCUGGACUUUAGAGUCCAUCAGUAAGUAUCUACAGUCGGCGUCAAUGUGCCACUUCGCCAAAGCGGCACGACACGAGAACCCUCGCAUCGUGGCCGUCGGUAACUACAUUCCCGAUCCUGCGGACAGAAUGGAAAGCAGUCGACGUCGCCCCAAACACGUCAUUUCGGAUCCUCCCGAUCCACUAACAGUGCUUUUAGAUACCUCAAGCACUGGUCACCGUUCUCAUCGAAACCGUCGCUUGCGACGAAGGGCUCGACGAGUAAAUUAACCCUCAGACACAGCCCACUGAGUUUCUCGCUGGAUUUUUUCAGUGGGUCGCGUGUCCGAUCCAGUGGUAGAUUCUGCGAAGCACGGCUCGUGCUAGGGUUCGUGUUAGCAACGUCGUCAGGUUUGAGCCCCGUGAGCUCAACUACUAGUUAAGGUUACACUGAUAUAGCCUCUCAAGGCUAUCAGCUUAGGUAGGGAAAAAAAAACUUGGUCAAGAUACUGCCCUGUUUUUACAUUCUACCUACUACUAUUCACUACAGCUGAUGAGUUCAUCCAUAGUACAUUUUUAUCAUAAAAUUAGACAAUUUUGACUGACAUUUAAAAUAUCAUAUUCUACUUUUUUAAAUUGUAUAAGCAGGUGAACAAGCUCACUAAGCCUCAAUUGUGAUAGCUGCCUCAAUCUUAUAAACUGGAAAAAAUUGUGCUUCUCAUCAGGAAUAGGUGUGUAAUACCAUCAGGUGAUGGUAUGGUAGCUUUGUGAGUAAAUAUUAAAUUUGUUAUUUUCUCAAUAAAACUAAGGAGAAACAAAAA
Molecule: messenger RNA, 2584 nt
Organism: Bombyx mori (domestic silkworm)
Lineage: Eukaryota; Metazoa; Arthropoda; Insecta; Lepidoptera; Bombycidae
Gene: Naxd
Product: ATP-dependent (S)-NAD(P)H-hydrate dehydratase
Exons: 2
Coding region: 224-1165 (313 amino acids)
Biological process (GO): metabolite repair
Molecular function (GO): ATP-dependent NAD(P)H-hydrate dehydratase activity
Source: RefSeq, a predicted model, not a curated record